AUGUUCCUGACCCCUUCAGCAACAACAAAUCGUCAUUUAUUUGAUGUUGAUCCUCGUCGUUUGUCGAUAAUCAAUGCAGCUAAUAUAACUAGUGCUGGUGUUACUAUACAUCAACGUCGAACAUCAAUUGUUAAUUAUUAUCAGCGUCGAAAUUCUCAAUUACGUAAAGCAAGUUUUACGACUUCAACAUUGACACAUAUGUUUCUAUGUUUUUUCCAAACAGAUGAUGAUGAUGAUGAUGAAGAUGAUGAUGAUGACAUUAUAAAGAGAAAAAGAUUUAAUUCUAUAGAUGAAUUUAUCUUAUGUCAAAAUUAUUAG
Molecule: messenger RNA, 318 nt
Organism: Rotaria sp. Silwood2
Lineage: Eukaryota; Metazoa; Rotifera; Eurotatoria; Philodinida; Philodinidae
Source: the annotation of a GenBank genome assembly